GUCAUACUACAUGACAAAUAUAUGGGAAGAGCUUAACUGUCUUGGUGUUGAAUUAACCGAAAAUGAAUUGCGUGAGAUGGUUAAUCUUUCAUCGAUUAAUAGUUUUAUCGAAGAUGAAGCUGAUGAGAAAAAUAAAAGUGAAAAUAAUAUAUGUGAAGACGAUUUGUUAUCCCGGGCCAAUUUGGUUUUGGAAGAAACUGUAAAUUUAAAGGAUCCAAUCUUCCAGGAAGAAGAUAUCGUACCACAUGAAACUUCAUCUAAUACCUCAAGUGAUACAAAUGAUAAUAAUGGCAAAAGCAGUGGUAGUAUAGAUUUUAAUCCUGAAAAUCUUGUUGAUGCCAUCUUAAAUGAGAUGCUAC
This is a messenger RNA of Racocetra persica, 359 nucleotides long. NCBI's taxonomy places the organism in Eukaryota, Fungi, Glomeromycota, Glomeromycetes, Diversisporales, Gigasporaceae. The record is from the annotation of a GenBank genome assembly.